Caenorhabditis angaria is the source of this 1621-nucleotide messenger RNA. NCBI's taxonomy places the organism in Eukaryota, Metazoa, Nematoda, Chromadorea, Rhabditida, Rhabditidae. The record is from the annotation of a GenBank genome assembly.
AUGGUUUCCUUUUUUAUUGUUCUGUCUUCUUCUAUAUUAUUUUCAGUCGUAAAUUCUCAAAUUCUAUCUCAAAUCUUCGGAGAAAAUUCGAAUCUUGGAGGGAUUAUUAAUAAUUUUGCGUCGGGAAUCAAGAGAGGAAUUGGGUUGAAUGAUGAAGAUGUGAUUGGAGAUUUGCAAAGAGUUUCGAGUCAAUCGGAAUGGUCAGGAAAAGCAAGGGAUUUUUGUAGAAGGUUUCCACAACAUCAAAAGUGUCGAAAUGGACAGCUUCCAGAUUUCAAUGAUCUUCCACAAAUCAUCAGUUCUGUGAUCUACGAAGCGGGACGUUUAUUACCACAAGUUCCAAACAUCAAUAUUCAAGAUCCAUUAACCGGUUUACUCCCCGAACUCGUUGGAUUCAUUCAUAAUCUACAGGAACAAUUUGGACAAAUCAGAGAGCAAGAUCGAAUGGAGAUUGCAAGAAGUUGUCGGAAUUUUAAUUGUGCACAACAAGCUGUGAAAAAUGUUGAGACAAAGAAGCAAAUAUUUCAGAAGAUUACAGAAUUUCACAAUGAAAAGGGAUUAUCGAGCGAGAAAAUUAAUUUGCAAUUUGAUAGAACUCUUCAAGUUAAACAAAGUUUAUUGAAAAGGGCAAACCUGAAGGGGGUGAGUUUUAUAAUAUUUGGCGGAACUAUCAUCCAUUUCCAGGUUGUUGCUGCUGCUGAUGAUGGAAUUUUCGACAAAGACAUCUUGCUUUCUGAACAUCAAUCAAAUUUUUUGCUCAAUGAACUUGGAGAGGCAUCUCAAGGUUCUAGAAGAAGAGCCCCAAGAUCUGGAAUUUUCUUCCAGCACAAUGAAACAACUCCGAUUAAAAAAUGGGAUAUUUGGAAACCGAUUCAAUAUACAUUUGAUGAUUCUCUCGAAGAAUCAGAAAAACAAGAUGUUCGAAAUGCUUUACACGCAAUAUCGAUUAAAACUUGUAUACUGUUUCGAUAUAACGCAAAUCCGCAAGGAAAUCAUUUGAAAUAUUAUAAAGUUGAUAGUUCAACGUUUUGUGGAUUGUCAUAUAUUGGAAAGAUGGAUCCAGCGAAUCCAAUUUAUUUGAGUUUUCAAUGCGGUGAUAAUCGAGGAGUUGCGAUCCAUGAAACAAUGCAUGCUUUGGGGGUAAAUCAUCAACAUUUGAGAAUUGAUCGUGAUAAAUUCAUAAAGGUGAGGGAAAUUAGGAUAUAAGUUUCCAAACUUUAUGAAUUUAUCUCAAAAUUCAACAUUUCAGAUAGAUUGGUCGAAUAUAAAUCCUCAACAUUACGACGCUUUUGCAAUCUCAGAUGCAAAACUCUACACAUCUUAUGGAACAAAUUAUGCGUAUGACAGUAUAAUGCAUUAUGAUGCUUAUUUAGCAGCAAUAAAUCCAUCAAAACCAACAAUGAUUCCUCUCAAAAACCCAUCGCAAAACACGAAAAAAUUGGGGCAACGUAAAACUUUGAGUUGGCCGGACAUCAAACUUCUCAAGAAAAUGUAUUGUCGAAUCGGAUGUGAUGAUAAAAAUGUGCAUUGCGGAACGUGGGCUCUCAAUGGGUUUUGCAGGCAGGCGAAGACUCAAAAAUGGAUGCAUGAGAAUUGUAUGGCGAGUUGUGAUAAGUGUUGA